Molecule: messenger RNA, 2537 nt
Organism: Colletotrichum phormii
Lineage: Eukaryota; Fungi; Ascomycota; Sordariomycetes; Glomerellales; Glomerellaceae
Product: heterokaryon incompatibility protein-domain-containing protein
Exons: 1
Coding region: 81-2255 (724 amino acids)
Source: RefSeq, a predicted model, not a curated record
UUCAUUAGUACUGCUGAUUGCGAAGUUGCUCAUUCAAUCCCCUUCUUGCGCGACCACAUCACAGGCAACACUAAUCGACAAUGAGGCUCGACCUCGGAGACUCAGCAAGCAAUGGCUUCACAGCCGUGCCCAGCUCAUCCUCAAGGGCAUGGGAUCGCGAGGUCAAUCUCCCGCCCGAAGACCCGAGCUUGCGUCUCUGCUCCAGACACCGCGUCAUGGAUCUCAAACAGUCCGAUUUCGCAGCUAGGCCUCAAGAGCAAGCGCUGCCGCCCGACUGGCACUUUGGAACUCUAUCAGACGUAAUCAUGCGCAGCGAUUACUGCGGGUUCUGCAAGAUGAUUGCUUCGUCCGUCUCUACGAACAACUACAAAGACGACGUAGAGGUCUUGGGCUGUUGGGUUCCGGAUGUGACCUUCGAGGGAACCGAUAUCAAGGGCACGGAGAAGACUCCUAUGAACACGCUGAGGUUACGGAUUGCUCCGGAGAUGGUAGGAUGGGAGGACGCGUUUGCCCCGUUCGACAUUGUUCCACUGGCCAAGGAUUGCGAGAAUGAUAUGUUUGAAGGAAGAGUCUUCGAUGCGAAGUCGAUUAACGGCGACCUCCUGAAAUCAUGGCUGCAGACUUGCGAAGAAAAACACCAUCUCGUUUGCUGGCGCAAAGACGAGCAUGCCGCUGGCCCCAUCGACCCAUUCAUCCGACUUUUAGAUCUCAAGGACAACUGCCUCGUCAAAACGUCUGAUCUCCCGGCCUUCGUUGCUCUGAGCUACGUCUGGGGCCGCGGGGCUGUGAAUUUCAAACUCACUACUAGCAAUCUUGACGAACUCUUCACGCCCGGUGGACUGAGCAAUAACUUUGACAAGUUGCCCAAGACGAUCCAAGACUCCAUCAAGCUGACGACCCUUCUCGGUCACCGAUACUUGUGGAUUGACUCACUCUGCAACAUCCAGGAGGGCAACGAUGAGGACAAGAAUGUCCAACUUAAUCUGAUGGACGUCAUAUAUCGCAGAGCUUCUUUCACAAUCGUUUCCGCCAACGGUGAAGAUGCAAAUGCCCGACUAUCUGGCAUCAACGGGGUCGAGAGGAGCAAAAAGCAGCACACCGCCGAGUAUCCGCCAGAGCUCACCUUACUCUCCCUCGUUCCCGAUUUCGAGGAUGGCGUUGAGAAGAUUAACUGGAACACACGCGGUUGGACCUACCAGGAACGACUCCUCUCGCGCAGGCUCGUCUUUUUCGCCGAUAACACGGUCUACUUCCAGUGCGGCCAGAUGACCUGCAGCGAAGACUUCAACAUGCUUCGCGACGACGUCACUCAGAGCGCCUCGCAGCAAAACAUCACUUUAUCUCGCGGGGAGGCACCUCCGACUCUGACCCGGCGGAACCAGUAUCGCCUAGGCAUCUCGCCCGGAUUCUACUAUCGCAUGGUCACGGAGUACACAUCACGAGAGAUGAGUCACACAGACGACCGAGUCAAUGGUUUCAAGGGUAUCUUGAACGUCAUUGAAAAGGUGCCCGAAUACAAAAGCGUCUUUAUCUGGGGUACUUGGGCAAAGGAUCUGCUCGCCUUUUCUCUGUUAUGGCAGCCGCGACAGGAACUCGGCAGGGUAGUCAAGUACAAAUCUGACCCGCCACUCGUCCUCUAUCCCUCAUGGUCGUGGGCUGGCUGGACGGGGGCCGUACGAUUUGACGACCUCGACGAUUGGAACGGCCUACCUGUGCUCGAGAGUCCGUUCGAUCGGGUUCGUCCAGCGGGCUGGGGCGUCUCGGUUGAGCUCAACAAAGACGAGAAACCAGAUCAGCACGACUUCCACCUACGACUACGAACGAGGGUUGGGAAGUUCAGGCUCACUCUCCACGACAGGAGUGGAGCCCUGAAGCCGCCCUCGUUACCGGAUGUCAAGGGGCCGCACCCUGUUCGCUUCGGUAUCACGCAGUCUGCACUUCCGAAAGAUGGAGGUGAUGACGAGUGGCUUGGGUCUAUUCUGAUGCCAAAAGGUUACCGGCAGAAGGGUAAGCUGGGGGACUCCUAUGAGUUUGUUGUUCUCUCAGAUGCAUACGGCUUCUCGGGAGAGGAGCUCUCAAGACAUGCCGGCCAAAAACCUUGGGAGGCUGUCAACGUGAUGUUGAUCAAUCGGAGAGACGUGGAUGGAAAAGAAUCAAAGGCUGUUUCAGUUGUUCAACGGGCUGGCGUAGGCAGGAUGUUGAAGUCGGCAUGGGAUGAGAUUUCCACGGAGCUGGAGGAGAUCUUAGUCGAGUAAUAAGUCCUACCGACGCAAGGCAUGAGGCUGACUUCCGAUGAACGUGCCAUGUAGUAACUUUCGACAGCCGGGACUUACUGUGAAUGCCAACUCCAAGAAGCGCAAUGAAUGAUUGUAGUUGUCACCAAGCCAACGAAUGAAAGAUGUCCGCAGACGGUGAGCAGAGGUAAUAGUUGAAUUGAGUGAAGUUCAAAGUCAAUUGAGAAUUGUUAAAGUAUAUACACUGAAUGUAAUCUGAGAGCAGCAUGAGCUUUUCUGGUUGCCAAAUUUCCCCCCGACCUA